This is a messenger RNA of Carya illinoinensis, 1332 nucleotides long. Its product is annotated as E3 ubiquitin-protein ligase At3g02290. The transcript is spliced from 5 exons. Lineage: Eukaryota; Viridiplantae; Streptophyta; Magnoliopsida; Fagales; Juglandaceae. The record is from RefSeq and is a predicted model, not a curated record. The coding region runs from base 225 to 845 and encodes 206 amino acids. Gene Ontology annotation, molecular function: ubiquitin-protein transferase activity.
UACGCGAAGAAACCAUCUCAGACUCCGACUCCGACUCCAAGUGGAACUCAUCAUGUCUUCGUCUUCUUCUAUUCCUCAAUUUCCCAUCCUUCAUCUUCAUCUCUAUAUCUAUAAAUCGUUCUUCGAUUCAUAUCUGCUUCAGAAUAAUAUUUUCGAAGGUUUCUGCUAUCUGCUCUCACACCGGAGACAUAAGUCCAUAUCUCUGUAGAAAUUGAAGCCUUAAGAUGGAUUCUUUUUUUUGUUGCUUUCAUGACGAGGAUCCUGCAGAAACUGCUAAUGUAUCCAGACAGGAAAACUGCACUUGUCCUCUGUGCUUCACUCGUAACUCAUUCAGCAAGUUUGCGGCAUUUUUCAGAGGUGGGCAAAUGCAUGCUCUGCAUUCAUCCUCCCAGCAGGCAGCUUCCUCAACUCCAAAUGGGGCACCUGCAUUUACAGAACCUGCGACUAUUUUAUCUCCUCCUGGAACUUUGGCAUCAAAUACCGAUUUUCGAUCCUCCAAUUUGCAACUGGAUGGGCAGGUCAAAGGACUAAACGAAGGUAAAGGUGAUUUGAGCAUUCAUUCAGAGCUCAGUUCUAGUACUCACACUGGAGAAGAACUUUCAACAGAUUCCUCGCUGAAGUUCUCAUUGGAAAAUAGGAAAGCUGGGGACCUCUAUGACCGUGCAUUACCAGAAGAUCAUGAAGAUAUCUGCCCUAUAUGUCUUGAAGAAUACACACCUGAGAAUCCUAAGAUUUUAACCCAAUGUUCUCAUCCUUACCACCUUAGUUGUAUAUAUGAAUGGAUGGAGAGAAGUGAGACCUGUCCCGUAUGUUGCCAGGUGUUGAUACUCGAUGCAACAAAUUAAUCUCAACUUUCUCAUGGCAUGUAAAGAGUAGAAAAUUGAAGAUGAUGAAGAUACAAUUGCAGAAGCAGAUGAGGUCGAGCGGAAACAUGAUCCUGAUAAGUUCUCAUAGUUCACCAAAUGUACGCGAAAGAGACUAAAAUCCAGAUUCUGUUAAUACAUGCAUGCUGAAUGACCUCCCUCUCUAUGUCACAUUAUAUCAAUUUAUUAGUUCUGGUUUAAUGGAUUAUAGAUGAAUGAUACCAUUACCAGCAUAUUUGAUUUUUCUCUUUUUUCAAAUGUCCUUUUGGCCUUCCUGAAUCCUGAUGUAUUUAUCAUACAUACAUGAGUACAUUAGGUUUGUAUAUUUGACACGACCAUCUUUAGAAAUGAAAAUUUAUAUAAAUUCUGUGCUAGGAUGAAAAUCAUGAAAUUGAUGUAAGUUUUAUCCGAGGAUGAAAAUUAGGAGAAAGAUGAACAUGCAAAAGUUUCAAGUAUGAGAUUUUGUCUA